UUCCCCUCCACCUUUUGGACGAGCUUUGUCUUCUAGAGGACUACAGCCGAGCUCGGCGACUUAACCCAGAGACCCUGAGCCACCAAAGGCUACAGCAGAAGUUACUGGAGACUGAGAUCAGCACCAGAAGGAAGGAGUGUGAAGCGCUUGAUGCAGAGGUGAAGAAAAAGAAUCAAACAUGUCAGACUUUGGAGAAUGAGCUUCAAGACUUUCUCCACGAGAACAAGCACUUGAAUCUACAGUUGUUCAGCAACAGCCACAAGGCAUCUGACUAUGAGGAGGUGAAGUCUGAGUAUGCCCAGCUCAAAGAGACCCUUGGUGCUGUGACACAGGAGAGAGACUUAGCCCUGUGGGAGAGGAACCAGCUCCAAGCCAAACUGGAGAACCUAGAGCAGGUGCUCAAGCAUAUGCGAGAGGCUGCGGAGCGGAGGCAGCAGCUAGAGUUGGAGCAUGAGCAGGCCUUGGCUGUACUCAAUGCAAAGCAGCAGGAGAUUGACAUUCUCCAGAAGGCUCAGGUUGAGGCUAAAAAGGAACAUGAGGGCGCUGUCCAUCUGUUAGAGAACCACUUGGACAGCAUGCAGGCCAAAGUCCGCGAGCUGGAGGAGAAAUGUCGGACUCAGAGUGAGCAGUUCAACCUCCUGUCUAAAGAGCUGGAGAAGUUUCGGCUCCAGGCUGGGAAGUUUGAUAUCCUCAGCACUGAACCCUUAACUGUGUGUGAAUCUCCUGGGUCUCCGAACAAAUCCCUGUCACAGCUCCUUAAUGGACUGGCUGCCCCCACAGAGAAAGGCAAUGAGGCCCCAACAAGCAGAUCUUUGAUAUCGGAGUUCAUUCGACCACUCCAAGUCAGCGGAGACAAGCCUGAGCUCCUCUCUGUCAAGCCAACAUUCCUCACUCGCGGUCGAGCCAGCAGUCCAGCGCGGGCUUUACUCUCUGAGAUGGACAAAGAUCUCAGCUCCACCACCAGAUCCAAACCACGGUUCACAGGGAAGGUCCGUCUGUGUGUUGCUCGCUACAGUUACAAUCCUUAUGAUGGACCCAAUGAGCAUCCUGAGGCAGAGCUCCCCCUGGUGGCUGGGAAGUACCUUUACAUUUACGGAACAAUGGACGAGGAUGGCUUUUAUGAAGGAGAGCUGCUGGAUGGACAGAGAGGACUCGUCCCAUCCAAUUUUGUAGAUUUUGUCCAAGAUGAGGAGGCGCCCUCUGUCCAGCACAGGGAUAUAUUAACUAAAGAACCUGGCUACCUCAACCACAGUAGCCUGAGGCCUCAAAGACCUGGGGUCGGCACAGGAACAGGCAUAAGCAGCCUGCUGUCUGACAGUAAAUUAGACUGUCUAAGCACCAGCAGCUUGGGCAUGGACCUCCUGAGCUCCUCCACCAAUGGCACGGGAACCUUGGAUGUCAGCAUUGACGAGGUCGGUGAAGACAUUGUGCCUUAUCCCCGCCGCAUCAACCUGAUUAAGCAACUGGCCAAAAGUGUGAUUAUUGGCUGGGAUCCUCCGGUGUUCCCACCGGGCUGGGGCUCCAUUAGUGGCUACAAUGUCUUGGUGGAUAAGGAGGUUCGUAUGAGUGUCCCCUACGGGGGCAGGACAAAGUCUCUUAUUGAAAAGCUCAAUCUGGCCACAAACACCUACCGCAUCUCAGUGCAGAGCAUCACUGACAGGGGCCUGUCAGACGAACUUCGGUGCACUCUUCUCGUGGGUAAGGACGUGGUGGUGGCACCUUACUACCUGCGGGUGGACAGCAUCACGCAGGUCUCUGCUGAGCUGUCUUGGAUGCCCAGCAACAGCAACUACAGUCACACCAUCUUCCUCAACGGUACAGAGUAUGACAUGGUCAAGGCCGGGGGCUAUAAGUACAAGUUUUUCAACUUGAAGCCGAUGACAGUUUACAAGGUGAAGGUUGUCGCGCAGCCACAUCAGGUGCCUUGGCAGCUUCCAGUGGAUCAAAGGGAAAAGAGGGAAAUCUCUGUGGAGUUCUGCACUCAGCCUGCAGGUCAGUCCUUAAAACGCCCCCCUCUCCCUCCCCAGGAGGUGCAGGUCCAGUGUGGUCAAACACCCGGGGUCCUGCAAGUGAGAUGGAAGCCGCCGCCCCUGACGCCUUCAGGAACCUCCAACGGAGCCAGUGUGAUAGGCUACGCCGUGUGCACAAAGGGACAAAAGAUAGCAGAGGUCUUGUACCCCACAGCAGACUAUGUGACUGUGGACUUAACCAGGAUUCAGGGUCUGGAGGCGAGGGAAGUCAUUGUAAGGACGUUAUCAACACAAGGAGAGUCCCAGGACUCGCCUGUGGCCAUCAUACCGCACAAUCUCUUGGGCUCUCCACGCCUUUCCCACAGAACCACCGCACCUUCCCAUCCCACGCCCCACCCGGUUCACUCACAAACCCACCCUCCUUACCCAUCGACGUACCCCCCGAACCACCCUCAGCCCCAGGUGCAGCCUCUGCCUCGACCCCAGCCCCACACGCUGCCCCACGCACAGCCUCACUCGCAGCCCAUCCGCCCCCCUCCUCCCUAUCCGCAGCCUCAUUUUCACCGCAACUCCAUGCCCAAAUCCAAACCAUUAGUAAGUGCCAGAGAGCCAGAAACCAAAGAGCAUGAGGUGGGCCUGCGGCCAGCCCAGCCCUGGGAACGUUCCCCAUCUCCGCUGCCUCCCAUGCGAGGUCCCAACCUGGAGCCACCGCCCUUCCAGCCACAGCGAUCUCCAUCUCCUCAGAGGAUCCUGCCGCAGCCUCAGGGAGUCCCCAUCCCCAACACCAUCGCCAAGGCCAUGGCCAGGGAAGCUGCCCAGAGAGUGUUUGCUGAGGGUAACCGGGUCGAGAAAAGGAAUAUCUUCAGUGAGCGAGGUAAUGCUUUGCAUCCUGUCAACUCUGAUGAGGAGGAGGAUGGCUACGACUCGCCUCACGCCAGGAGGAGAGGCGCCUCGGUGGAUGAAUUCCUUAGAGGCUCCGAGUUAGGCAGACAGCACCAUCAUCACCACUACAGCCACAGUGAGGAGUACUACACAGAGAGCAGCCGAGGAUCUGACCUGUCUGACAUCCUAGAGGAGGACGAGGAGGAUCUUUACUCUGAGAUGCAGCUGGAGGAAGGCCGCAGACGCAGCAUCAACUCUCACAACACUCUCAAGAUCAUUGGGAACUCGCCGUCACAUGGAAGCGCCGAUCGUCUGGACCAUUCAGGGAGGAGGCCGGUUCACAUCGGCACCCCCCCUCAGCGACGACCUAUCCCAUCCAUUGAGAUCACCAUGGACAGUAACAGUGAGGGGAGUGAGGGGAACCUCUCACCCGUCAAGGAGGAUGUUUACUAUGGCAGUGUAGCUCGGCGCAGGAUAUGGCGAUCUAUGUCCUCAGAGGAUCAAUAUGACGGCUAUGGUGGGCGCAGGCACGGGCGGGGACGGCGCUCCCCGGAUUACUACGAGGAGUCCGAGCCGGAGGAGAUGACCCGUGUGUUUGUGGCUCUCUUUGACUAUGACCCCCUGUCCAUGUCUCCUAACCCCGACGCUGCUGAUGAGGAGCUGCCGUUCAAGGAAGGCCAGAUCAUCAAGGUGUUUGGGAACAAAGACACGGAUGGUUUCUACAGGGCAGAGAUCCGAGACCGAGUGGGUCUGAUCCCCUGUAACAUGGUCUCCGAGAUCCAAACAGAAGACGAUGAAAUGAUGGACCAGCUCCUUAAACAGGGCUUCCUCCCACUUAACACUCCUGUGGAGAAGUUAGUGAACUGUGACCGUUUCAAAGAUGGCCGCUCAAUAAAUCGCAGGUCCAGAAAGUCCAAAAGAGAAAGAAACAGGCGAAGCGGGCGUCAGCAUCCGAUGUCCACGCGAAGAAUGGUGGCUCUGUAUGACUACGACCCCCGAGAGAGCUCCCCUAACGUUGACGUCGAGUAUGAAGGCAACAGACUGAAUGAGGAGACUGAACUGACAUUCUGUGCCGGUGAUGUCAUCACAGUUUUUGGUGAAAUAGAUGAAGAUGGAUUUUACUAUGGUGAGCUCAAUGGACACAAGGGACUUGUUCCUUCCAACUUUCUAGAAGAAGUGCCUGAUGAUGUAGAGGUUUUUCUCACUGACUCACCAUCUCGGUACCCCCAGGACACUCCAGCACGGAUAAAGACCAAAAGGGUUCCAUUGGAAAAAUCGGGUCCGCCCAGAAGAGCAGCCUCUUCCACAGUGCGUCCACACAUCCCUGGCUCUGGCCCCGCCACCGUGGGGCCCGGCAGUCCCAUCAGGGCCCCAAUGGACAUGUACUCCUCCAAAAAGAAAAAGGGACUGCUCUCCAAAGGGAAGAAACUAUUGCAAAGACUUGGCGCUGUAAAAUAAUUUCUUGACAUACUUGGAGAGUGUCAGCCAUAUCCUUGUAGUGUUUAAAAAAAAAAUCCAAAUACAGUGGACAGGUGGCAUUUGUGAGCUUAGCAAAUGCUUUAUUCUUUUACAUCUGUUGUACACUAGAAUAUUUGUACUUUGUCGAACAGUAUCCACUACAUAUUUUCAAAAACACAUUUCAUAUUACGGUCCCAAGACCUCAUGUCGGACGAUGUAGUGAUCUUACCUCCAACUCUCUGGCUGAUGAGAUUUUGCUGUAGAAAGGAAAGACGGGGCCUGCAGCAAUUUCCAUUUUCCACUUGGUCAAGUGCGACACUUAAGAGACAUCAUGAGUCAAGUGUGUUGUACACAGAACCCAGAAUGUCAUUCAAAUACUGAGGGCUCACUUAAACCUUGGAGUCCAGUUUGAAUUUGAUGUGAAGAUGGAUUUGAGUGUCUUUACUUGAGCUAGUCCAACAGCCAGUCAUAAACCGUACACAAGGUUUGCAUGCUUUACUUCAGCACAUUCCCUCCUGGCCCCUUCAGAUCGCAUACAAUGCAACGGGGUCAGUGUGGAACCUAGCGCAUGCAGUACUUUAAUGCAGCAUAGCUGACAUACUGUGCAGUAAACAUUGACAAAUCAGCAGAAUUAACUCCUUCUCUUCUGCCCUACUUCAACAGCUGUGAUAUAGGCAUAUUUCCCUCCCUAGAGACGUGUCAGCAACAAGCACAUACUGUAUUUACUACAGGGUCUUUGCAGUCAAAUCAGCCUAAAUGACAAUGCCUAGUAUAUCCAACCUCCAUGUAUUUGCCUUAUAAUUGCACAAUGGGUAGUACUUUGUCCAGUAGAGCAUGCAGUUUCAUGCCUACUAUUCAUUUAUGUUACUUCAUAAAAGCUGUUCGCAAAUGUCGAUCCCAACUUGUGACAUGCAGGGUAUUGUGUGUCUGUUGUGUUUCCAUACAACCAGACAGAGCUUACGUAGAACUAUUCAAGUGUCCAGUGUUGAUGUCGUCCACUCAUCGUUAAACCUCUCAAAAAUAAACAUUUUUGUAAUCCUAGAAAAACUUUUGAAAAUUCUCCCCUUAUAAGAAAUUUAUAUGUAUGGAGAUUCUUUUUUAAAGUUCACACUAUACUCCCAAAUUAAAACAUGACUUUACAGUAGAAACAGACUUCACUGUUGCAUUAAAGAAAUAGUUGUUACUGUGUGAUAUGGCAUCAGCAGAUCAAAUCAGCCAUCGUACUGCGGUGGAUUUCUAACAUGCAACACUUCUGAGCUUCACUAAAUGCUAUAGGUUUGACGACUUCACAGUAGUAAACAGUGAGACACAAGGCUACCUCUAUGCUGCCCCUUCUGUCCUCCUAACCCAAAAUAUAUUCGAUCUGAAAUACUUUUCUUCAAGCCAACCCGUCAGUGAUGCCUGUUCAGUGUCCCACUUUAUGUUGGUGCAGGAUACAAGUACUGUAUAUCGAUAUAUAUCUAUAUAUAUCUACACCUUAAUGUAGAGUAGUGAAUGUACAAUGAAUUGAAGGCCAAUGUAUUUUCAAAGCUGCCCAAAGGGAUUGUGCAGAUGUCCAUCCUUGUGUGUGAAAUUGAACAGUCCACCACCUCCUAUCGUUCAGUUUCCCAUUUCAUCCUCCCACGCCGUUUAAAUCUAGACUAUUUUCUAUACACAAGAGUUGAACUGAAACUGCCAAAAACAAAGGAAAAAAACAAACCCAAGAAUGUAUGCAAAACAUUCUGAUGCUUUCUGUACAAUUCGCGGCCAAACAGCCAUCUUCACCUACAGUAAACUGAUGAACACUGUUUUCCUAUUUACGGACCACUUCCUCAGACAUUGCUUCUCUUCAUUUUGAGUGACUGUUGCUCUUUUUGUACUUUGUCCAUUUGUAAAAUUGUUUUUAAAUGUUUAUACUUGAUUUUCAGACUGCCUUUUUUGUACAUUUAAAUUUAUAAUCAAACAGUUUAAGCUUUCCCCAUGGUGUCUUGAAGACCAUAUUGUUUAAAAGUCUGCAACUGUGUGCUAGCUUUAUGAUAAGAAUUAUCAGCCUAUAUUGAUGGUUACAAAUUAUUGUGUGGGUGUGCAUGUGCAAUCU
This is a messenger RNA of Oreochromis aureus, 6387 nucleotides long. It is a transcript of the gene rimbp2b, whose product is annotated as RIMS binding protein 2. NCBI's taxonomy places the organism in Eukaryota, Metazoa, Chordata, Actinopteri, Cichliformes, Cichlidae. The transcript has 26 exons. The record is from RefSeq and is a predicted model, not a curated record. Bases 408 to 4310 code for a protein of 1300 amino acids. Gene Ontology annotation, biological process: neuromuscular synaptic transmission. Gene Ontology annotation, molecular function: protein binding.